Cercopithifilaria johnstoni is the source of this 1812-nucleotide messenger RNA. NCBI's taxonomy places the organism in Eukaryota, Metazoa, Nematoda, Chromadorea, Rhabditida, Onchocercidae. The record is from the annotation of a GenBank genome assembly.
AUGAAAUACGGUAAAAAACAAAAAGAGAAAUCGAAGCCAUUGGAAAUAUCAAGUGGUGCCGAAUUCAAGAUCUCUGAUAUAAAUAUGUGUGGCAAUUAUGUGGUCUAUCUAACUGUUACAUAUUUUUUCAUGGUACUAUCACAAACAUGCAACCUUCUCUUCAUGACAUUCGCCGACCGGAAACCUAAAGUGGAAGAUUUUUGUGAAAAGAAAUACUCGGAUUACAUGUCAACAAAGAUCUGUAAUGUAAGCAAUUGUUGGGUAACAACAAAUCGAAGUGGCAAUGUUAUAUGUUCUACAAACACCUAUGAUUUCAUUCCAAUAAGUUACGAUUUUGACAUACCAAUGGAAUAUGUUAAAUUGGGUACAACAAUACAAAAUAUUGGGUUAAUGAUUGGUGCUAUUGUGGCUGGCAAUAUCGCUGAUAUCCUUGGUAGAAAGAAAGUAUUGCUGUCAUUUACUAUCGGUUUAAUAAUAUUUCUUAUUGUUACACCAUUUUCGCCAUCCUUCAUUGUAUUCACCAUUUUUCGCUUCUUCGAUAUGAUUUUUACUGGUGGAAAGCAUUGUGUUUGUAAUCCAUAUUUUAUGGAAAAUUUACCGGACAAGCAUCGAAUGUGGGUAGCCACCGUAGUUACAUAUUCACCCAAUUAUAUUAUCUUAGCCGGCAUCGCAUAUUUGUGUAAAAAUUGGAAAAUUCUAUCGUGGGUAACUGCUGGCAUUGCUGUACUACCUUUAAUCAUGAUACCAUUUCUAAUGGAUACACCACGAUGGUUAAUAAAAAAAGGAAAAGAUAAGAAAGCAUCAAAGGCAGCUGUUUGCAUCCGGAAAUGGGAUGAAGAACUUACACCGGAAAAGGAAAAGAAAAUUAUUGCUGUUGUUGAAAAUGCUGCAAAGGAAGAGUUAACAAAAAAGAAAAAAGGAAAGAAUUAUUAUUUUUAUCAUUUAUUCAGUAAUUGGAAACUUGGCAGUUAUGCGGUAGUGUUUGCUACAAGCUUAUUUUCAACAAGUUUUAUUAGUUAUGGUAUCGCAUAUAAUAUGGAUGCAUUAGCGGGUACAGUUUACAUUAAUGUUAUUAUAUUGGGGGCUGCAAGAUGGUCCAUUAACAUAUUAGCUGCUGGACUCGAAUUUUCAAUUAGAAGUGUUGGACGACGUUUACUUCACCUUGUUGCGGUUGGAUUUAUCGCUGUUAUUAUGGCAAUUAUUUUUGUCAUUUAUAUAUUUACAUGGCCAAAAAUUAACACCUAUAAAGCAGUUAUAAAAGCUGGUGGAACAGGUGAGGGAUCGAUUCUUGCGAUUAUUAUAUUCACACGAUAUGCUUCUCUUUUGGCGGCUGCAAUGUGCACCGAAUUAUUCGUUCUGGACACCGUACAACCAGCCGAGCUAUUUCCGACACCGAUACGUAGUACGGGAAUUGCUUUCAUUCAAAUAUUCAAUCGUUUGGGCACCAUUGUUAGCCCGCUUGUGUUCAUCCCGAGUAAGCAUUGGCCGCCAGCGCCAUUCCUUUUGAUGUUGAUAACAAGCGCGGCGGAUUUUUUGCUCUACUUUUUUCUGGUGCCCGAGACUCGCGGGAUGAAACUACCCGAUAAUAUGCCAGGUGAAGAGGAUAAUCUCUGUGAGGAUCGCACUCAGAGUACAGAAUACACAACGGAUAUUACGAACGUUGAAAGUUAUGAUUCAGUGUCCACUUCAACAUCACGACAGAGUCGGAAAAAUGCGAAGACAGAAACAGAAACGAGAACAGGUGAGGAUGAAGAUAAGAGCAGGAAGAGUGAAGAGGGAAAAGAAAGAUGGAGAAUGGAAAAUAGAGUUUAG